Messenger RNA from Nerophis ophidion (straightnose pipefish), 2018 nucleotides. RefSeq names its product sodium channel, voltage-gated, type I, beta b (gene scn1bb). Gene Ontology annotation, biological process: cardiac muscle cell action potential involved in contraction; sodium ion transport; regulation of heart rate by cardiac conduction. The coding region runs from base 845 to 1507 and encodes 220 amino acids. The transcript is spliced from 6 exons. Gene Ontology annotation, molecular function: sodium channel regulator activity. Lineage: Eukaryota; Metazoa; Chordata; Actinopteri; Syngnathiformes; Syngnathidae. The record is from RefSeq and is a predicted model, not a curated record. Gene Ontology annotation, cellular component: voltage-gated sodium channel complex.
UUUAAACUAAUUGCCUCCUUUCUUGUGGACGUGCAGAGUGGAUUAUACUCACCACGUUGAUGCAUCAGGCGUUCGGAAUACAGCCGGGCGAACAAGACGACGAGUGGCGGCGUGAAAACGCCGGAAGUGCCCGCCGAGCACACCGGGCCAGUUUCUUUUACCGCAGUGCAUCCGCAGCAUCCUCAUCUCCACUGUGGCGCAGCAACGUCGCUGGAAAACAAGCACAGCACCGAUCUUUUCUUCAUUUUGUAUUUAUUUAUCGUCCUUGGAUUUGAUGGCUUUGGACGCGCGACAACAAAGAUGUUUUCCUACGAGCAGGGGCGUCGUUAGAUAGAUGACAUCUUCCCAAAAAGAGGACAUAUUAGAGGAAGGCCGCUAACAUUCAGCACAGUAAAGCGGGAUUGGGGAUUAAAUAUUCCUAUUCAGAUUUGCGCUAAAUAGCAGCGGAAGUAGCCAUUUUAAUGAAACUUGCAUGAAUAUUUUGGAGCACACUUCUGGGAUUUGUGUUCCCUGCAAGCAUCUUUAAUGGCGUCCCCUGGGCAUCCUUCAUUAAAGGAGAACGUCAUCUAAUCUCCGGGGACUACAUGCGGGGAAGACUGUGAGUCAUCACUCCACCUGGAAUAAUGGACAAAAAGUCUCCCGUCAAUUAAAAGUCCGCAGCAAUAAUUAACUGUUAGCUGGAGCCAAAGAAAGGAAAGCAGGUUAUUUUGCACUUGACAAUGCAUGCUGGUUGAUUUAUUUAUGACUGUAGUCUGCACUUAAGUAGUGUUCUUAAGAUAAAAGCAUCAAUAAUAAUCAAUAAGUAGAUCAUAAGAAGCUUUUGCGUGGCCCAUCGUCCAAAAACAUGACGCCAAGCCACAGCCUGCUCCUUUUCCUCUCCUGCACAUUGUUCGUGCACCAGUGCCAGGGGGCGUGUGCAGAGGUGGACUCGGACACAGAGGCGGUGGCGGGCCGGGGCUUCAAACUGGGCUGCAUCUCCUGCAAGAGGAGGAGUGAAGUCAAAGCCGCCGCCACGGUGGAAUGGUACUUCCAGGCCGACGGGGAGGUUGACUUUGUGCAGAUCUACACCUACGAGGAUGGAGCCCCCACUGAAAGUGAGCACUUCAAGGGCCGCCUGGAUUGGAACGGAACCAAGAGGAGCAGAGACAUCCAGGACGCGUCGAUAUAUCUGCUCAACGUCACCUUCAACGACUCGGGCACCUACCACUGCUUCUUCAACCGCAUCCUCAGCUUCGACAACUACGAGUACACCACCACCAUCAGCAAACUGGUGCGCCUCACUGUGGUGGCCAAAGCCACCAGGGGCACGGCGUCCAUUGCGUCCGAAGUCAUGAUGUACGUGUCCAUCAUCGGCCUGCAGGUGUGGCUCCUCAUCGAGAUGAUAUACUGCUACAGAAAAAUAUCAGCGGCCGGGGAAGAAGCGUUAAGAGAAGCCGCGAAUGCGGAAUAUUUAGCAAUUGCCUCGGAAAGUAAAGAUAACUGUGCAGGGGUUCAGGUUGGAGAAUAGCCAAGGCUUCCAACUGGGACUGAAAAGAUACGUCCCGCUAACUGCAUGACAACAACUUUGUAGGGGGGGUGGUAGAACAGACAUCACCUUCAUCCUAAGUCUUCUGUUGUAUCUUCCCUUUACCCCAUGAAGACCUCAAAUGCACACGAAGCACAGCGAGAGAGAAGAGACAGCAUGGUACCAGCACUGUAAAUAUUUUGCUGCGCACAAAAGCAAAGCAUGUACUGACUGCAAUAGAGUGAAGACCCCAUAAUGCAUUAAUGAGCCACAUUGUCACAAGCAUACACUCUACUCAUAAAGUAUUAUCUCCACAUACUGGACAUUUAUGAGAUAUACCGUUUGUGAAUGGAAGCUUUCUACUAACUGGCCACAAGCCCAAUGUAUGAUAAACACCCAAUAUGUUAUUCAUGAACUACAAUGUGGUGAACUAUGUUGGAUUGUCUUUCCAAUUAAACUGCUGGGGCAAUAAGUGAAACAUUCAAUGUGCUAAUAAAAAAAAGGAGAAAACUCA